AAUUGGGAUCGCAAUCAACGGCCGCGAUUGAAAUUUUGUAUAAACUCGACCAGUUUCGCAGCCUUACUUUAGCUUAGAUUCUCUAUCCCCUUCUGCACAGUUGAGCUUCUGAGUGGACGAGGGAGCUUCCGUCAUGUGUGGAAUCCUCGCAGUUCUUAGCUGCGUCGACAGCUCUCAGGCCAAGCGCUCCCGAAUCAUCGAGUUGUCUCGGAGGCUGCGCCAUAGAGGUCCCGACUGGAGUGGUUUGCAUUGUUUUGAGAACUGUUUUCUUGCUCAUCAACGAUUAGCUAUUGUAGACCCCACUUCCGGGGAUCAACCCCUUUACAACGAAGACAAGACCAUCGUUGUUACGGUUAAUGGAGAGAUUUACAACCACAAGGAAUUGAGAGAGAAGCUCAAGGGUCACCAAUUUAGAACUGGCAGUGACUGUGAAGUGAUUGCACACCUUUAUGAAGAAUAUGGAGAAGAGUUUGUGGACAUGUUGGAUGGCAUGUUUUCCUUCGUCCUUCUUGAUACUCGUACCAAAACUUUUAUUGCAGCUAGGGAUGCUAUUGGGAUCACCCCAUUAUAUAUGGGAUGGGGUCUUGAUGGAUCAAUCUGGUUUGCUUCUGAAAUGAAAGCUCUAAGUGAUGAUUGUGAGAGAUUUGUUUCUUUUCUUCCUGGUCAUAUAUAUUCCAGCAAACAAGGAGGCUUAAGAAGAUGGUAUAACCCUCAGUGGUACACAGAGAUGGUACCAUCAGGUCACUAUGAUCCUUUGGUUCUACGUAAGGCAUUUGAGAAGGCUGUUACUAAAAGACUCAUGACAGAUGUGCCAUUUGGAGUCCUUUUAUCUGGAGGAUUGGAUUCAUCACUGGUUGCUGCUGUUGCCUGCCGGAAUUUGGCUGAUUCUGAAGCAGCUAAUCAGUGGGGGUCACAAUUACACACCUUCUGCGUUGGAUUGAAGGGGUCUCCUGAUCUUGGUGCUGCUAGAGAGGUAGCUGAUUACCUUGGAACUCGUCAUCAUGAGUUCCACUUUACCGUGCAGGAAGGUAUAGAUGCACUUGAGGAAGUGAUUUACCACAUUGAGACAUACGAUGUGACCACUAUCAGAGCUAGCACACCUAUGUUCCUUAUGUCCCGGAAAAUCAAAUCUUUGGGAGUGAAAAUGGUUCUUUCUGGCGAAGGUUCAGAUGAAAUUUUUGGAGGUUACUUGUACUUUCAUAAGGCACCAAACAAAAAAGAGUUUCAUGAAGAAACAUGCAGAAAGAUUAAAGCUCUUCAUUUAUACGACUGUUUGAGGGCCAACAAAUCAACCUCAGCAUGGGGUGUCGAGGCUCGUGUCCCUUUUCUUGAUAAAGAAUUUAUAAGUACAGCCAUGAGCAUAGAUCCUGAUUGGAAAAUGAUCAGGCCUGAUCUUGGGAGAAUAGAGAAGUGGGUCUUGCGCAAUGCAUUUGACGAUGAGAAGGAACCAUAUUUGCCCAAGCACAUAUUAUACAGGCAAAAAGAACAAUUCAGUGACGGUGUUGGAUACAGUUGGAUUGACGGUUUGAAGGACCACGCAGAGAAACAAGUGACUGAUGCGAUGUUGAUGAAUGCAAACUUUAUCUACCCAGAGAAUACUCCUGCUACAAAAGAAGCAUAUUAUUACCGGACAAUAUUUGAGAAAUUCUUCCCUAAGAAUGCUGCUAGAUCAACGGUCCCAGGAGGUCCAAGUGUGGCAUGCAGUACUGCAAAAGCAGUGGAAUGGGAUGCCGCAUGGUCGAAAAAUCUGGAUCCCUCUGGUCGUGCUGCAUUGGGUGUUCAUGUAGCUGCAUAUGAGCAAAAGCUGAAUGGUAAAAUUGCGAAUGCACCGAAUGACUCUCCCCAAGAAAUCCAGUAACAGUCGAGGAAGCUGCGGCCAUAGCACAGUUCAAGUUCAGGCCUAGUUUCUGAUAUCCUCAUGUCAAGAAUGGAGUUCAUUCUUGAAGGAAAGAGUAAUAUUGCUUUUAGUCCUUUCCAGAUAUCCACCAUUUCCUAUUCUACAAUAUUCCGGAACUGAAUGUUGAUGAAAUAUUGCCUUUUGAAGUUCUAAUUCAUUUUACUAAUUGUGUUUGAACAGAGUUUUGAAAUUUCCUGGAAGACAAAGGUGGGAAUCUGGUUUUUCACCGUACAAAUAUGGACUACGUUUCCUGUAGUGUUUUUAAGGUUUGGUUCAUGUUUCCUUUUUAGUAACUUACGACACUGACAUGAUAAUAAAGGGUAAUAAUCCUGUUUGAUGUACUUUCCUUAAUCGAAGUUUAUCUUUUCUAGUUCA
This is a messenger RNA of Cucurbita moschata (crookneck pumpkin), 2272 nucleotides long. RefSeq names its product asparagine synthetase [glutamine-hydrolyzing] 2. The coding region runs from base 134 to 1858 and encodes 574 amino acids. Gene Ontology annotation, molecular function: asparagine synthase (glutamine-hydrolyzing) activity. The transcript is spliced from 14 exons. The record is from RefSeq and is a predicted model, not a curated record. Gene Ontology annotation, cellular component: cytosol. NCBI's taxonomy places the organism in Eukaryota, Viridiplantae, Streptophyta, Magnoliopsida, Cucurbitales, Cucurbitaceae.